ACUUCUUCGGAGAAGAAGCGGGAGCGACAGAAGACGGUACGAGAAGAGGUGGCGGAAGAAACACGAGACGCAUGAAGAGGAUGAAAGGACACUCGGAGCCGAUGAUUGGCGGGGAUGAAGGUAACGUCGGAGAACGUGCCUCGGGAGAAAUGACGCCAGGGAUGCGUGGCGGACAAGAACAAGGAGUGAAAAAGAGGCAGUCGAAGGAAGAGGGUGCAACAACAACUAAGAAAGCAAGGAGGCCCGGCGGUAUGACCAUCCGCGAAGGACAAGCUAUGGGUGAAGGAGAUUCGGCUCGUCUAGGCAUUGCCGCCGCGAGAGAACCUUCAGAGAAAUCCAAAAGGAAACUGGCAGCUAAAGAAGGCGAUGGCCAGAAGAAACCUCGGAGGAGGAAGACUGUUGAGGGGACGACUGGUGGCGAAAGGGCGGUCGGCAGGCAGUACGACGAAGCGGCAGCGUUUUGGCUCGAAUACGAGCGGAACGAUGACGGUGAGAUCAUGGAGAAUGAGCUCCCCAUUCAACUGCUCAUCGACCCCAGGAGGGUCUGCGACAUCCCGCCGUGGGAAAGAUAUUACAAUCACCGCAGUCUCACUCUCGAUGGUGUGGAGGACAUCAAGGGUGCGAUGGUGAGGCAGUUCCACGAGGAAAAGGGGAAGAUCUGGACGAAAAACUCUUUGGUUCUGGCUCCCAUCUAUAAGCCAGUGACGCAUAAACCGGAGAGAGCUGAGAGGGUUCACAAGGAUGUCUUCAAGCCAGAGGACAAGGACAAGUACUUCUAUUACCCUGUUAACGGACAACACACCGUGGCUGCUGUGAAGGAGUUGGCCGAUAAGGCGAUAUCCGAAUUGUGGAAGAUGCACUCGUGGCCGGCGAGAGUCGUGUGGUUCUCCGACGAAGACUUUGAGGGGUAUUUGCAGGUCAGUCUGACGGAGAACACAAGACACAAGAUGUUUGAGCAGCGUGCACAGAAGGCUGCUUUCGAGGAAAUGCAGAAGAGUCCGAAUGGGGAUCACUGGACGAUGGCACGUAAAGCGACAACGCUCGUCGACAAGGAACACGUUGCUGCCAUUGGCAAUGCAUUGAGGCAAUGGAUGCCGCUCGUGACGACCGGUGAUGACGUUUUCCGCAAAGGCAUGGAGUUCUACGACAAAUGGGCCGAGAGAAAGUUGUUGGGAGGAGACGGGAAGACGCCCUUGUCGAAGGCCGGCAAAUACAUGCCAGACAAAUCUCCGGGUUUUCAAGCGAUUCUGGAAACGGGCUCCAAAGGAGCGGCUGGUGAAACGAAGAUGGGGUGGCUGGUCCAGGUCCCGCCGCCUCCGACCAAAAAGAAAACACAAGCGGACGGCAAGUUCGUCGUCGUCAUGAAAGAGCUAGACAUGUUUUAUUGGCAGUGUGUCGCUAACAUGACCGAUGUCGAAAAACUGUCGAUCCUCGACGACAUUCUCGCGCUGAAGGGAGUGUUUGGCCUCACGACGCAGGUGUGGGUCGAACUGCGGAAGCAUUUCCAAGGCGCGGUGGAGUACGUGAACACUUGCAAACGUACUUUUUCGUACGGGAAGGAGUCCCUCGACGAAACAAAGAGAAUGUACGAUGAUGACAGGUUCCCUAAAUCUUUCGAGAAGUCUGUCCGUUCCAUCUUGCGACGAACGGAGGAAGAAGUCCAAGACACGAUCAAGGUCAGCGGGGAUGUGAGGCACAUCAAAUGGCACAAGCUCAACCGGGUGACCAGCCUUAUUCCUUUCGGUUGUCCACCUUCCCGAGCUCACAGUCGUCUCACUGAGAUCCGCGAGAUUGUGCGACAUCACGUAUGCAACUUGUACGUCCUCGAUUUGUUUGAUCCCACACUCCUCUCAGACUGGCAUGAAGAUGAUUUCGCGUCCUUGCAAGGCGUUCUCCAAACCCUGUCGCCAAGGCACUGGGCACUUGUCGGCUUCUUCCCUUCUCGUUGGGAGCUCUGUUUGUUGAAAGGCAUGACCAAUCUUAGCGUUCAUCACGUUAGGACAGGGAAGUGGGUGCGCCAUGCACAAAGGAAGGCCAUUGUUCGGGAAUGCAACAUGCUGGUCGAGGAGUAUGAUCGUCUGUACGUGAUUUGCAAUGGCGAGAACCUGGCAGACAACACGGUCGCAGUCUUCCCAGCCAGUAGUCCAUCGAAGCCUCCCCGUGCCAAUGCUCCAAGCCCGGCCAAACCCACGGCGGCGGCCCGCUCGAAAGCUGCGUGUUCAUCCUACCCGUCAGGACAGGCUGUGGCCUGUUUCGACGUGGCAGAUGAGGACAAGUUCCCUUGUAGUCAGUGGGAGGACGACGGCAUGACAAGUGUUCGAGGAGCUACUUACAGAAACAAGGAGCGCAACCCAACUCAUUUAAUUGGUCUGCUCGAGAACUUUUGCAGAGUUGGGCAAACUGUUUUUUUCUUCGGGAAGGCGGACACGUCUGUAGUGUGGGAGCUCCUCCGCAGCGGUCGGAACGUCGUUGCGUUAGAGGACACGGCGAACAUGAUCGAUUACCUUUGCGAGUUUGUUAAGACACGUGUGGGGGACCCUCGCCACCAAUGCUCUUUUGUCCAGACCACCGGCGAACGGAACUGGGAUCCCAAACGUGAUAUGUAUUGGAAAUUGUCGGAGAAGAAAAGGACAGAGGUUUGGGAGUUCCUUUUCCAGCAAGGACCGCCUGCUCAUACCGAUCCGGAAUACAACCGACGGAUAAACCUGGUGUUCGGUGUGCUGAAUGGUUACCACAAUGCGCCCAGGGAGUUUGUCUCAAAUUUCCUCAAAAGGCUGGAGCACGUAUUCUUUUUGAUGGCCGAACCGCUGACCCUCGAAAACUACAAGGCGCAGUUCAACGAGGAGGACCCUUUCGAUGCUGAGGACAUGGAGGAGAUGAGCGACUCUGAAACCUUCGAUUUCGAGUCCAUGCACUUCCCUGGGCGGUUGCACAGGAAGCAUCACCGGUUCACGCCGGAGGAUGUCUGGGGCCACAACGUCGUCUGGCACCCCAGGAAAUUCCAACCUGCUGUAAAGACUAGAAAGUGGGUCAUGGCAAUGAAGGAAGCCGAUGGCGAGUGGAGUGGCAUGAACAGACUGGGAGCGGGUCCAUUUAAGAAAAGGGCGAGAGAAGCUCUGGUAGAGCAUUUGAGGGUUAUGAACCCCGACAGUAGCCUGUCGGUCGUCAAUGCGUAUGCAGGCCAAAAGCUAGAUGAGUUGUACGCCAACAAAAUGUUGGAGUUUCGAGCGUCUUUCUAUGCACUGGAGACGGCACCGUCCCGUGGCAUUGACUGGCGCAUGCUGCAACCUUCGUCGGGUGGUCAGCAUCCGGGAGGCGGUGGAGGAGGAGACGAAGGAUACGGUGGACGUGACAGAGGAGACGACUUGAGAUCUCAUGGAGGAGGUGAGGGAGGAGACGACUCACGAUCUGCCGAAAAGGGGUCAGAUCGGGAAGGGGUCGGGGGGAAAGGGGUCGGGUGGAAAGGGUCGGGUGGAAAGGGGUCGGGUGGAAGGGGGUCGGGCGGGAAGGGGUCGGGCGGAAAGGGGUCGGGCGGAAAGCGUAGAGCGUCCGGGAGUCGCGACUCUAGGGAAACUGAUAGCCACUGCGUAGGGAGUCGAGAUUCUGACAUGCGAGACGAGGCCGCCCUGAAGUCUUAUCAACUACGCGUAGAUUCUCACUUGUCUGCGAGGACUUUGUUUCCCGAUGUCGAGGAGAGUCCGUCCCACCGUGCGCAGCCGACGUCUCCUGUGCACAACACCUUGCUUUUGCCCCUCUUGGAAGAGGGCAAACGUCUGCAGCAUACGACAGCAUCUCCUGAGCGGCAAAACCAUUCCUUGGCAGGAACUGCGUCUUCGCUUUGCCUGGAGGCCGGGAUGCCUGCAUUGCGAAGGAGCGAAAGUACGACCGUCAGCUCCCUCAGCUCUGGCGACCUCCGCAAACUUCGAAUAGAUUUGGAGUUUCCGACUCGUGCAAAGUGCUGGAGGGGCCCGCUGAAGGAGUGUUGGAGACCGGGCAUAGCGAGUAUGAACGUCAUGCUUCGAGGGGUGUAUACGUCGACUCUGAGACCAAGAGCACAACAACUCCUGGGGAAGAGGAGCUCUGACCGGGAGUGCAUGCUGUACAGCGGGAAAGAGGAGACUCAACACUGGCAGUCUCGCGGAGUGUUAGAGACCGGGGCUAGCGAGAAUGAAUGUCAAGCCUUGGAGGGUGCGUCCGUCGACUCGGAGAGCAAGAGUACAUCAGCUCCGGGCGAAGAGGAGCUCUCACAAGAAGCACAUGCGCUGCAGCGGGAAGAGGAGACUCAAUACUGGCCGGCUCCCGAAGUGUUGAAGGGGCUCGACGCAGGAGUGCUGGUGACCGGGACGUCCGAAGAGGUUCUGCACAAUCGGUCGGUUGUGGCAACGACGCAAGACGGUGACGUUAAGGGAGGUCAAUGGACGUUUGAGGAAGGCAAUGACCGUGGGGAGGAAGGACGUUCGUGAACAUUCGUGGAAGCUCGGCUUCUUGGCGAUGAGGAAGGCGAAGAAGAACCCCUGGUGGAAGCUCGAGUUCAUAACGAU
This is a messenger RNA of Chara braunii, 4541 nucleotides long. The record is from the annotation of a GenBank genome assembly. NCBI's taxonomy places the organism in Eukaryota, Viridiplantae, Streptophyta, Charophyceae, Charales, Characeae.